This is a messenger RNA of Ctenocephalides felis (cat flea), 393 nucleotides long. RefSeq lists its product as uncharacterized. The coding region runs from base 1 to 393 and encodes 130 amino acids. Gene Ontology annotation, cellular component: signaling receptor complex; external side of plasma membrane. Gene Ontology annotation, biological process: nervous system development. The record is from RefSeq and is a predicted model, not a curated record. Gene Ontology annotation, molecular function: signaling receptor activity. NCBI's taxonomy places the organism in Eukaryota, Metazoa, Arthropoda, Insecta, Siphonaptera, Pulicidae. The transcript is spliced from 4 exons.
AUGCCUGAGUUAUAUGCUAAGUUUGAAAUGGUCAAUUUGACCGGACUUGUGGCCUGCUCCACGGUGACCGUGACCAAGUGCCAGGCGGCACUGCGCACCCUGCAGGCGUUCCCGUUCUUCAAGCCGACGUGUCUCUGCAAAGAGCCGCACGUCGACCGGGAAUGUAAUAAGUUUCGAGACUUUCUGUUCGAUCAUCCGUGUUUGUUUGUACUCAAGAAAGAGAAAGAUCCAUAUCCAGUGGACGCUCUUCCAACAUGCAACCACGCUUUGUCCGUCUGCCAACUCGAGAAAAAGUGCAUACGACUUUUCGAAGAUUUUAAAGGCAGCUGCAAAGUUCGUGACAAUAGAUGCCGUAUGGAAGACAGGUGGGAUGAAGUGGGACGAAGUUCUUAA